Darwinula stevensoni is the source of this 2258-nucleotide messenger RNA. NCBI's taxonomy places the organism in Eukaryota, Metazoa, Arthropoda, Ostracoda, Podocopida, Darwinulidae. The record is from the annotation of a GenBank genome assembly.
AAACAGUGUUGUUUCUCCUCUGUAGAUUCUUGCAUGAAUUGAACUGCAAGAUGGUGAAACUAACACCAGAGCUAAUCCAGCAGUCUCUUCAGUACCUGAAUCCCCUUCGUGACCGUGAAUUAGAUCUCCGGGGGUACAAAAUACCAGUUAUAGAAAACCUGGGAGCUACCUUGGACCAGUUCGACACAAUUGACUUCUCUGACAAUGAGAUUCGUAAGCUAGAUGGCUUCCCACAUCUCAAAAGACUGAAGUGCCUCCUCUUCAACAACAACCGCAUUGUGCGGCUUGGGGAAGGAUUGGAAGAGUGUCUCCCAGCAUUGGACUCUCUGAUCUUAACCAACAACCUCAUGCAGGAACUUGGAGAUUUAGAUCCACUAGCAUCCUUAAAAACACUUGCUCACCUCAGCCUCCUCCACAACCCUGUCUCCACCAAACCUCAUUAUCGGGAAUAUGUUAUCUACAAGAUCCCACAAGUUCGAGUUCUUGACUUCAGGCGAGUGAAGGGCAAGGAGCGGCUGAAGGCAGCUGAAUUGUUCAAGAGCACCAGGGGGAAGGAACUGCAGAAGAAAAUUGUGAAAAAGACUAAAACAUUCACUCCUGGAGCUGAAAUCAAGGAGCAGCCUCCCAAAACUACUGGUCAUACAGAGGAAGAGAUCAAGGCCAUCAAGGAAGCCAUUGCCAAAGCAACAUCCCUAGAGGAGAUGGAACGACUGUCCACUCUCCUGCGACAGGGACAGGUUCCCAAACAGGGCGAGAAUCAAGCUGGUGUCAAUGGAUCCCAAGAUGAAGAAAUGGAAUGAGCCCAAGUCCCAUCUUUGUCAUCAUUCAAAAGUACCAAGGACUUUGCACUUUAUGCAUUCACAGCAUGAAGCAGCCUGCCAUGGAGGUAGGCUGGGGUUAUGUUUGUGGUUGUGUCACUUUUCUGUUAGAUUUUGAGCUACUUGAGAACUGAUACUACUACGCUCAAAAUUUUUUGAGUUCCUUGGGAAUAAAAUCAGUCAACUUGGGUUUUUUGUAACACAUGAAGAGUUUUUUGAGUCUUCCCUCAGAGACCCUGUCGUUCCUGGAUGGGGUGAGGAUUGCCAUCAUGAAAUCUGAAAGUUUCUUGGCCGAGAAGAGAAACUAGAAGACAUCCACAACAUCUCACAUUAGUUCUCAUAUGGAUUUCAAUAUUGUGUUGAAGGCUGUAAAACAGAAUGAAUUGGAACACAAUAGGCCAUAUUGUUCACAGCAGUUGCAAAAGGCUAUUGUGAAUGGCAUCUUUACCACCAGUGAUCAUCUUCCAAGCAUUCCAAAAAAAAUUAUUUUCAUUCCAGAAGUCUUUCAUUUCCUAGAUUUUUCUUGCCAAUGAAGUAUCUGAGUAUGGAUCUAUGAUAAUAAUACAGAAACUACCAAAUUUAUUUUAAAAUUGAAAUAUGUAGGAUGAAAAGUGACAUAUAACAUACAAACUACAAAUAUUACAUUGCUAUUUUUAUAGCUGGCAUCUAUCAUAUGGCAUUAUGUGUAUUCGUAUUAAUGCCUGUCUUGUUCUCAUGCUAUUGUAAAAAUUUAAGAGGAACAAAGUAAGGUAAUAAUAUAAAUGGAACAAAAGGAAUGAAAUUUGAAUUGGAACACUAGCCAUUUAAUUUCCCAGUCUUACAUUUAUUGUACACUGAACUUUUUCUUCCCUUUCAUUUUUAUUCAUGAGACUUUAAUGAAUAGUUGCCUAUUGAAGCUCAUGAGUUUUUCCUGAUCACUUUCACUAAAUGUGACCCUAACUUCAUCAUGGUAUACCUGUAUGUGGAAAAAAGUACCAUAACUAUUAUUGGAAAGUAAUUUCACUCUUUUAUACACCACUGAAUACUACUCUUCCCUGGAUUAUAGAAACUAUUAGAUACUUUACUUUUCUGACAUUCACUGCCAUGUUGGGAAAAAAAAGUAUGCAUGUUAUUCUGUAGAGGAAGAAUAGCAAGAAUAGGCCAGGAGGUGAAAAUUCUGUCUUGCAUCAUCAUCUUCAUGUCCUCACUCCAGGAAUCGCUGGAUGUGCUAGGGUGCAGAAACUCCAAAAACCAAGUCUCUCAUCUAUGUCUUCAUACCAUUUGCUUAAGAGCAGGGAGACUCAGCAGCUUGACACUGAAGCCACCGGCUGAGAUCAUAGAGUACCCUAUGGGAGUCAAGCCAGCAAACAACCGCUUCUUCAUUUCUCCUUGCAACUGUCUCUGAAGUUGUUUGUGAUGAUGUAUUGAUACAAAAGCAAUGCAAUUUGAUUUUUUUCAAUA